This is a messenger RNA of Acaulospora morrowiae, 1106 nucleotides long. The record is from the annotation of a GenBank genome assembly. Lineage: Eukaryota; Fungi; Glomeromycota; Glomeromycetes; Diversisporales; Acaulosporaceae.
ACCUCUUUUUCCUUCUUUAUUGUGGGCAUAAAAAGUCCAUUAUCGGCAACACGGAAGACACAAGUCGACAUCUGAAAAUAAAACGUCUUCGGAAAAGGACAACACGGCAGCCCUUUUCUCCUAUUGCCAAUGUACAGGAAAUGGCAGCCGCUCUACCCGACCGCAAGAUUGUUAUUGGACAAAAAAUAGUCAGAAAGACGAAUGCCUAUGAUGAAGAAUAUGAAGAGUCAAAAGAUUUUCUUUCUCUUGCCAAAUUCAAACAGACGACAUCUUCCAUGGGAUCAGAAGAUUUUCCUUCCCUCCCUCCGACACAAAAAAAAACUGCUCCCGGAAAAAAGGAAAAUACAACUUCCUUCCCCCAGCAGUACAAUGUUGCUAUCCAAUCCACAAAGAAGAUGACUCCUUUGUCUUCGGAAAAUUUCUCUCUACCAAAUCUCCACUAUAAUAUCCAAAACCGACCUGGAAAGAUAACGCAAUCAGCUUCUCACGGUCCACCUAACAAGAAAAAAGGACAGAAAAUUUUUGAAAUUGUCCGUAACCUAGUUGGACGUGAUGAAUAUGUAUACGGUUAUUGGCAAUGUCAUAAAUGCAAAUUCGAAUGGACAGAAUUGUAUAAUCAGCCAUCUCUUCAAAAGUGUUUAAAGCAAACCCAAGAAAAUUUGUACACCAAUUUCAACAAAGUUUGCCAAGAUUGCCGCAAAAACAGUUUUAUAACGAGUUUCCGCUUGCAUACGCAUUCACUAUCGGUAAAUUCUCGUAUCGUUCCCAUCACCGAGAUCAUUGUUCACCUACAAUGGGAAAAAUAUUAUCGGGUGUUUGGCGAAUGGGAAUGCCCCGAGUGUCAAAGGGAGUGGCAAAGCGCUUAUACUUGGAUAUCGCUCCAAAGGUUUAUCAAGAAAAUUCCAGGACACCAGUUGACUCCAGAAAAUUAUUGCAUGCAAGCGUGCAAGAACAACCAAUGCAAGAAAGACUCUAAAAGCAACAUUAUAUUCUAUAAACCGCUGGACAUGGGGGAGGGCUCUGAACAUAAAAGAAAAUUAUGUGCAAAGUGUCUGAGUGGUGACUUUUGUGUUGAAAGUGGUUACUACUUGGGCUACGAGAAAUAA